Molecule: messenger RNA, 1471 nt
Organism: Ostreococcus lucimarinus CCE9901
Lineage: Eukaryota; Viridiplantae; Chlorophyta; Mamiellophyceae; Mamiellales; Bathycoccaceae
Exons: 1
Coding region: 65-586 (173 amino acids)
Biological process (GO): protein sumoylation
Cellular component (GO): nucleus
Molecular function (GO): SUMO conjugating enzyme activity
Source: RefSeq, a predicted model, not a curated record
GCGAAUCACACGAACGGGCGUCGCGCCGCUCGAACGAACGCGAUCUAUAGCGCGCGCGCGCGCGAUGUCCUCCCUCAUCACCGCGCGUCUAGCGCAAGAGCGCAAAGAUUGGCGCAAAGACCACCCGCACGGCUUCAUCGCGAAACCGUCGACGAAGAAGGAUAAAAACGGUGACACCACCACCGAUCUCACGGUGUGGAACUGCGCGAUCCCUGGAAAGGCUGAUACGCCCUGGGCGGGGGGAUCGUACCCGCUGCGGUUGGAGUUUGGUAACGAUUAUCCGGCGAAGCCACCUCGAGUGGCGUUCCCAGCUGGAUUCUUUCACCCAAACGUGUACCCGACGGGUAAGGUGUGCCUGUCGAUUUUGAACGAGGAUAAGGGAUGGAAACCGUCGGUGUCGAUCAAACAAAUCUUGAUCGGGGUGCAGGACUUGCUAGAUUCGCCGAAUAUGAGCGAUCCGGCGCAGCAAGAGGCGUACGAUCAACUGCGAAGAUCAAAGGCGACGUACCUGAAGAGAAUCAAAGAGCAGGCGAAAAAGUUUGGAAGCGCAUCUGGGGGGGCUGGGGAUGAGAUCAUCGUGCUUUGAUGCCCGAAACGAGAGAGGACGCCGAACUCUAAAAGUGCACGCGUUUACGUGAGCGAUAGCGCCGAUUUGCGAGAGCGAGAGGCUAAUCAAUAGACAUAGAAGCGCCACGUGGGCACGCGCGUCGUCACAACGUAUCUUCCUAAUUUCGUUCGUCCGUUCGUUCGUUAAUUCGUGCGUUCAUUGUAUCAUUCGUUCGUCUCAUCGUGUAGUCGUUUCAGAAACUGCAUGAUGUCCACGUACUGGGCAGUUUUAAAGGUCUCUUUGUGAGCCUCAAACAGCUGUAGAAUCACGUGAAGACGAGCGCGAUCGGCUUCUGGCGACCAACCUUUCUUUGAGCGCAGAUACUGUCUCAAAUCACGAUAUCGGCGCUCUAAGCCGAUCGGGUCCUCGUAUCGACGAUCAGCCAUCGCAUCACUAUGCUCCCAGGCAUCGCGCAAACUCGUCAGGAGAUCAUCGAUAUCGUAAACCAGAGCCGCCUCAUCUAUGAGGUAUUUUGUCAUUGGGAUGUCAAGAUUUUCGCAAGCUUGAGAGACAAAGUACGGUUGUAACACGAGACCCAUUUCAUCGCGAAAGAUCUUCAGUAAAGUGACGUUCGAUCGAAGAACCGCGCACUCCAUAUGCGACGCGUCUGGCUGCACACCACCUUCGUUCUUCAACCAGCGAAGCAAAUCAGCGCUUCGCGAUUCGCGAUCCGCCGAUCCCCAAGAGUUGAUAAUAGUGUUCACAUUCCUUAGCUCAGGCUUCGCGCCUUGAUCUUUCAAAACCUUCAAGAAAUCUAUCACAGAGUGCUUGUGAUAUGAUCCGUUCGAGAUGAUGUCGUUGAAAAAGUCGUUGAGAAUGAAAGGUGAAGAUUCUGGAAAUGAUUUCGCUGCACAUUCCUCAAAA